Fundulus heteroclitus (mummichog) is the source of this 1860-nucleotide messenger RNA. It is a transcript of the gene ppp2cab, whose product is annotated as protein phosphatase 2 catalytic subunit alpha b. Bases 200 to 1129 code for a protein of 309 amino acids. The transcript has 7 exons. Gene Ontology annotation, cellular component: cytosol. Gene Ontology annotation, molecular function: protein serine/threonine phosphatase activity. Gene Ontology annotation, biological process: peptidyl-serine dephosphorylation; mitotic cell cycle. The record is from RefSeq and is a predicted model, not a curated record. NCBI's taxonomy places the organism in Eukaryota, Metazoa, Chordata, Actinopteri, Cyprinodontiformes, Fundulidae.
UCAAUUUCAAUUCAGUCAAACCACACUGAUCUGGCAGCUGGAGGUACGUGCUUCUGUUUACUAGAGAGCCACUAGCAUCCGCAGCGGCCGCCGUGUGAAGCUCCCAGGAAGCAGAGAGCAACAAGCCGCCUCAUUUCCAGCGACUCCAGCCAACGUUUCGGUUGAAAAAAAAAAAAAAGUAACAGUUGCUUUUGGAGAAAUGGACGAAAAGGCGUUUACAAAAGAGCUCGAUCUGUGGAUCGAGCAGCUCAACGAAUGCAAGCAGCUCUCCGAGGGACAGGUGAAGACUCUAUGCGAAAAGGCAAAGGAGAUCCUGACCAAAGAGUCAAACGUCCAGGAGGUGAGGUGUCCGGUGACGGUGUGCGGCGACGUGCACGGCCAGUUCCACGACCUCAUGGAGCUGUUCAAGAUCGGGGGGAAAUCCCCGGACACAAACUAUCUGUUCAUGGGAGACUAUGUGGACAGAGGGUACUACUCUGUAGAGACGGUCUCUUUGCUUGUAGCACUAAAGGUUCGUUUCCGGGAGCGCAUAACAAUCCUGAGAGGAAACCACGAGAGCAGACAGAUCACGCAGGUCUACGGUUUCUACGACGAGUGCUUAAGGAAGUACGGAAACGCCAACGUCUGGAAGUACUUCACCGACCUGUUCGAUUACCUCCCCCUCACCGCCCUGGUGGACUCUCAGAUUUUCUGCCUUCAUGGAGGCCUGUCACCCUCUAUAGAUACACUGGAUCACAUUAGGGCCCUGGACCGUUUACAGGAAGUACCACAUGAGGGUCCGAUGUGUGACCUGCUGUGGUCGGAUCCUGAUGACCGCGGCGGCUGGGGCAUCUCUCCUCGAGGGGCAGGCUACACGUUCGGUCAGGACAUCUCGGAGACUUUCAACCACGCCAACCGCCUCACUCUGGUGUCCCGAGCCCACCAGCUAGUUAUGGAGGGAUACAACUGGUGUCAUGAGAGGAAUGUGGUGACGAUUUUUAGCGCUCCCAACUACUGCUACCGCUGUGGUAACCAGGCGGCCAUCAUGGAAUUAGACGACACUCUCAAAUACUCCUUCUUGCAGUUUGAUCCCGCGCCUCGCAGAGGAGAGCCGCAUGUAACCCGCCGCACCCCAGACUACUUCCUGUAAAUCCCGACCUCUUCUAUCAAAUCUUGUACAGUCAACUCCAGUAUUGCCGUUAUAUGACUCUGAACCAGUAUCGACGUGAAUGAGGAGCACAGGUCUGGGAGAGCGGGGUGGGGGAAGCAGCGCAGCAGUGCACAGUGUAUAUCCAACACAAUGACCUAUUUAAGCUUGUUCUGAAAGGAAUGCAUCUAUGGAUGGACCAAACGGUGUGUGCCAUAAUCGUUGCAAUGUUCACUGCUGAGGACUUGUAUUCAAAAUCUCCUUCUCAGAGUGAAUGAAACACUAAUAUUUAAAAUUCUUCAUUCUGUACUGAUGUAGCUGGGCUGAUCCAGUCUGAGAUAAACCCGCAGCUGUUUGAGUCCCACCAGUUACAGCUUUAGUUGACUAGAUCUGAACAUGUUUGCACUUUUGUACAUUUAAAUGACUUUAUAAAAUUUGUAUCAUAUGUCAAAAAAAGGAUAAGCUUCACACUACAGAUGUGUUAUGAUUUUUUUUUUCCUCCCUGUUUUUUUUUUUUUUUUUUUGUAAAAGUUACAGAUAACGCCCAAAUCAAUAAAGCUUUACAGAGUUUUUGUCCCCAGUAACUUAUGAUAAAACUCCUUCCUGUACAGUAAUACAACUUGGUUUCUAUAUAAUGGAUGAUGGUGUUCAUCCUCAUCUACUCACUGACUCCCUUCCCUGCCAGACUCUGUAUUUUAACAAAAGCAAUUAGAAUAAUAAAGAUGGCUUCUUGA